Molecule: messenger RNA, 11825 nt
Organism: Cherax quadricarinatus
Lineage: Eukaryota; Metazoa; Arthropoda; Malacostraca; Decapoda; Parastacidae
Product: protein mono-ADP-ribosyltransferase PARP11
Cellular component (GO): nucleus
Molecular function (GO): NAD+ poly-ADP-ribosyltransferase activity; NAD+-protein mono-ADP-ribosyltransferase activity
Source: RefSeq, a predicted model, not a curated record
UGGUAAUCAAAUAAAUGAGCUUUGGAAUAUAAUGGCAAAAUUGUGAACUUAUUCUACUUUAGCACCUGAGAAUAGCACCUUGAUUAUUUUAACAAUUGUGAAUAUAUAAACUAGGGUAGUUAUAUAAAGCUAAAAUAAAGGAGAAAAUAUAUAAGGGACUAAAAUUAAGUAAUGGUAAACUAAGUUAAAUGGACAGAUGGUCACUAUGAAAUAAUAUUGGUUUAGGAGUAAGAUCUGAUUUGUAAUAUUAAAUAAAUUGAGCAGUUUAUUGCACAAUAAAAAGUAAAAAAAAUGAGGUAGUUGGUACUAGCUAGCAAAAGAUAGUUUUGGUACUUGCAAAAAAGUAAUUGGAAUAUACACUAAUUGCAUACACAAUGAAAAGUGACUAAAAAACAAGUAGUGAUAAACAAAAUUAAAUGGACAGGUAAGAAUAAUGAAUAUUAUUAAUUUGGAGUAAGAUUUGACUUGUAAUUUAAAAUUAUGAGCAAUUAAUAGCAGUAAGAAAGAAGUAUAGAGUAUUGGAGGUAGUUGGCAUUAGCUAGUGAUGAAAAAUAAUAAAAAUAAUAAUGCACAAUAUAAUAGUAACAUACACUAUAUGCACCACACGUAUAUAUGUAUUAAGGGCACUUAUCUAAUCUGUUACAGAAAUGUCAGCUUUUCUAAGGAAGGUAGAGAAAUCAUGUUCGUUUGAGAUGGUAUAUUGUUGUCCUGUUGAUGUUUUCCUUACUAGUAUUUUCCCAUCUCGCGUGAAACACUGAUUUAUUUUGUUUUCCUGUUUAAGUUUUCUCAGCCUGAACAGAAGGUUUUGACGUUUUUUUGUUAGACACUCAUUUAUGUGCACUCCAUUUUUCAUUGUAAUUGCUGAUUUAAUUAGGUCCUUUCUUUUAUCGUAUGAAUGAAGUCGGAUCAUUAUACUGUGUUUACUUAGGUGUAUAUACUCAAUGCAUAGAAAAUAAUAAAAAAAAAUAUAUAACAUUUAAGUGAUGAGUGGAUGCUGGAGCGUAUGAUACGCGUCCAUUAUUCCCCACAGAACGUCCAGAGUCAGUGUUAUCUGCACCAGAUUAGCACUACACUCCACACACACACACUUAUUAGUUGUGUUUUCAACACCGAGUCUUCAAAGAAAAUGAGCGGUAGAGGAAGAAAGAACAGUGGUAGAAGAGGACUGGGUUCCUGCUGUAGCUUAGAUCAAAAUCCGUAUAACUCAGAGGGCAAUGGAACACCAAAUAGAGCCACUAAGCCACACCAGAAACGGCGUCAGAGUGAAGGAGAUAGCAGUCCACGCUCUGCAGAUAGACAAGAUCAAACAAUUUCAGGACAGGAAGUUACCCAUUGGUCUUAUUAUCAUGAUGGAAAUGUGAAAAUUCCAGAGAUCUGUGUUUACUCUAUUGACAAGCGUUGCAUGUAUGAAAAAAGUGGAUGCGUAAGACUCCAUGCUAAAUGUACAAGUCAGUGGCAGGUGAUGCAUCGUGGUAAUUGGUAUAAUAUGCGAAAUUUUCACUCAAAAGAAAUUGAGGAUGCUUUUGAGGAUGUGACAAAAGAUUCUGUAAAAUUAACUAUUUUGAAUCCACAAAAAGUGGGAAAUAGUGGUACUGGAAUGAUAAAGAUUCUUGGAACUAAACAAUGGGAAGCGGUUUUUGAAACUAUGAUGCUGAAAUGUCUCACAACUGAUGGUUCUCCAAAUACCAUGAUGAAUAUUCGUAGAUUAUCAACACAGUCAGCAGCCAUAUCAAAGAGUGGCAAGGCAACUCUGUAUGAAUGGUUCUUUCAAGAUGAACAAAAAAAAUGGAUUAAAUAUGGUGAAACUAACAGCUUGGGGAUGACACAUUUAGUUUCCUCGGUAAAAUCAGAUGAAAUUGAGCAAAACUUUUGUACAAAUCCCUCUUCCCCAUUGAUUUUCAGUAACUCAUUGUUUACAUAUCAGUUGGAUUUUGCAGCAAUGAAGCAAAAAAAUUUGAAAACUGGCAAGGAAAAAUCAGUGCGACGGCGGCCUGUUAAAAAGCAAAGCACAAAACCAAACCCAGUUGUCAAGAAAGACAAUUUGCCUUCUGCAUGGUCUGUUAUGAAGGAUACAGAUAUUGUGAUUCAGGUAGCAUUGGACACAUCCUGCGUAGAAUACCGUGAUAUUAUGACUCGGUUGCUGGCCACUCUCCCUUCUGCUCGAGCAAGAACAGUAAAGAGGAUUCAGAACCCCUUUUUGUGGCGGGCUUUCGAAAACAAGAAACAAGAAUUGUCUCUUAAAUAUGGUGUUAAAGAAGAACUAAAUGUUCAGAAAAUGUUCCAUGGAACAAGAUCUGAGCAUGUAAAUGAUAUCUGUAAAGAAAAUUUUGAUUAUAGGUUGCAUGGCACAAAUGUUGGACAUGCAUAUGGCAAGGGUACCUACUUCUCAAACAGUGCUGCUUUUUCUCUGAAAUAUUCACCACCUGACAGUUUUGGCUACCAGUAUCUGUUCCUGGCUGAAGUAAUCAUCGGAGAAGUGGUACAAGGAAAUGCAUCCAUGACUCGCCCACCCAAAAAUCCUGUCACUGGUGAGUUGUUCAAUACAACAGUAGAUAGCAUGAGUUCACCAAAAAUCUUUGUUAAGUAUGACAUGCAAGAAUAUUAUCCUCUGUAUAUUAUAGCACUUACUAAAGAUAAAAUCUAGAAGACUGCUUAUCUGUUACAUAACCCAGGGAGCAAUAAUUUCUGCAAAUACUUUUAUGAAACUUCUAAAUUUUAUUACUGUAAAAUAGAUGUUAUUUUUCAGUUAUAGUGAAAGAAUUAAUUUUUUAAAGUUUAAUUAACCGAAGGUACCUUUUUGGGUUUAGUGUUUACCUUUAUUUUUAUUAUAAUAAUAAGAAUAAUUAAAUACAGUAGAUGAAAUUAUAAAUUAAUUAAAAGUAAGAAUUAAGGGUGCUCAAAUAUGUGUAAGUGGAUGUGACCUGGACCUGAUUAGGUUGGGUUAGUACCUUGAGCCAGUAGGGGACUUGGACUUGCCUCACAUGGGCCAGUAGGCCUGCUGCAGUGCUCCUUCUUUCUUGUGUUCAUACAAAGUUUCCAUUAUUCAGUUUGUGUGUGCAUUUGGGGAGAUGAUUCUGAUCUGUGGUGAUGGAGAUAAAUGGUAUAAAAUACCGACACGAUGGAAAAAACACAAAUGCAGUAUAAUGCGAUUCGUUAUUGACAAUGUUUUUGCCCACACAGUGGGCUUUAUCACGUCACAAAGAGAUCAGUUUGUGAGUUUCUAAAUAAAAGAUCACGUUAUACUGCAUUUGUUUAUUUUUCUAUCUAUGGUGGUAUUAGUAUAAUGAGAAUGGUCAUUAUAGCAUUUUUUUAUUAUUACAGUAUUAUUAUUAUUUUUAACACCUGCCAUCUUCCAUCAAGGUACGACGAGUCCGUAAAGGAAGAAACAAAUAUAAAUACUUUAUUUCUUUUAUGCAGUAUACAAUUAAUAUAGUUUACAUGUAAUAAAAUAUUUUUGGGCACAAAAGAAAGGUACUAGCAUGCAGUGCAUUUUAGGUAAAUUAGUCCUAGUGCUUAAUGCUACUUAAAAACUAGACACAGUUUAUUAAAUAGGAGUUACUAAAUGUACAGAAGAAGGUGGUUAAAUGAGCAAUAGUACAAUUUUAAAAGUAUUCACUAAUACUUCAGACUGAUUUAAUGAUCUUCAGUUAAGUAGGAUUUCUUAAGCAGUUAACUAGAGGUGCCCUAUGACUUGGUUGGUAGCGCACCCAGCUUGUGUACUGAGUGCCCGUGGUUCGAUCCCCAGCCAGGUGGAAACGGGCACGUUUUUUUGCACCUGCUGUCCCUGUUCACCUAACAGUAAGUAGGUACCUGGGUGCUAGCCAACUGUUGUGGGUCACAUCCUGGGGGGUGAUAGUAUGCCUUAACCCUUUCACUGUUAAGACCCCUGCUCACAAACUUGCUCUCAGUGUCGAAGAAUUUAAAAACAAAAAAUUCUUAUGAAAUGAUAGAGAAUCUUUUCCAGAUGGUAAUGACACCAAAAGUAUGAAAUUUGAUGGAAAACUUACAGAAUUACACUCUCGCGAACUUAGUAGUCUCGGUGAUAUUUACACAUCUCCAAUUUUGCCCACUUUGAGCCCUAUUUUCAGCCAAUUACAUUGUUCCGGUCGACCACACUCAUAGCUAUUUCGCUAGAACUCCAUUUGUUCUAUCGAUUGAGUACAAGAAACCGCCCAUUUACUGAUUUCAACUACCCGGUAAAGUGAUCAAAAAUUGGUAAUUUGGCCAAUUUCAUAAGCAAUUCAAGUAAGGCCAAUUUCAAAAUAGGGCCCAGAAUAAACAAUGCAGACAUUCCUAGCAUUAGAAUAACAUUUUCUCAGUUCAUUAGUUACAUCUCCAGGCCCCUCUUAUAUUUAGCUUGCUUUCCAUUUUGAAUUUUUAUUCACACAAAAAAUAGAAGAUUUACUGUUAUGCAGACUUGCAUUAUUGUAAAAAUGGCAUAGAUAAUAUCAGCACUUUUUUUUUCUUUUCAACAAGUUGGCCGUCUCCCACUGAGGCAGGGUGACUGAAAAAGAAAGAAAAUUCCCAAAAAGAAAAUACGUACUUUCAUCAUCAUUCAACACUUUCACCUCACUCAUACAUGAUAACUGUCUUUGGAGAGGUGCCCAGAUACAACAGUUUAGACACAUAUGUGAAGAUGUAUAACAUAUCCCUCCAAGCUGCCAGUAUCCUAAACCCCUCCUUUAAAGUGCAGGCAUUGUACUUCCCAUUUCCAGUACUCAAGUCCAGCUAUAUAAAAAUAACUGGUUUCCCUGAAUCCUUUCACUAAAUAUUACCCUGCUCACACUCCAACAGCUCAUCAGGUCCCAAAAAUUAUUUGUCUCCAUUCACUCCUAUCUAACAGGCUCAUGCACGCUUGCUGGAAAUCCAAGCCCCUUGCCCACAAAACCUCCUUUACCCCUUCCCUCCAACCUUUUUCAGGACAACCCAUACUGUGCUUUCCUUCCCCUACAGAUUUAUACACUCUCCAUGUCAUUCUGCUAUGAUCCAUUCUCUCUAAAUGACCAAACCACCUCAACAACCCCUCUUCAGCUCUCUUGACUAAUACUUUUAUUAACUCCACACCUUCUAAUUUCCACACUCUGAAUUCUCUGCAUAAUAUUUACACCACACAUUGCCCUUAGAGAGAACAUCUCCACUGCCUCCAACCACCUCCAUGCUGCAGCAUUUACAACCCAAGCUUCACACCCAUAUAAGAGUGUUGGUACUACUAUACUUUCAUACAUUCCCCUCUUUGCCUCUACAGAUAGUUUUUUGUCUCCACAUAAUCCUCAAUGCACCACUCACCUUUUUUCCUUCAUCAAUGUUAUGGUUAACCUCAUCCUUUAUAAACCAUCCGCUGACAUGUCAACUCCCAAAUAUCUGAAAACAUUCACUUCUUUCAUACUCCGUCUCUCCAGUGUGAUAUCCAAUUUUUCUUUAUCUAAAUUGUUUGAUACCCUCAUCGCCUUACUCUUAUCAAUGUUCACUUUCAACUUUCUACCUUUACACACCCUCCCAAAGUUGUCCACUAACCUUUUCAACUUUUCUUUAGAAUCUCCUAUAAGCACAGCAAAAAGUAACUGUCAACUCACAUUUUGUACUUGAUUUUAAUCCCACCCCUCUCCCCAACAUCCUAGCAUUUACCUCUUUCACAACCCCAUCUGUAAGUAUAUUAAAUAACCAUGGUGACAUUAUACAUCCCUGACUAAGACCUACUUUUACCAGGCAGUAAUCUCCCUCUCUCCUACACACCCUAACCUGAGCCUCACUAUCCUCAUAAAAACUCUUUAUAGCAUUUAGUAACUUACUACCUGUUCCAUACACUUGCAACAUCUGCCACAUUGCUCCCCCAUCCACUCUAUCACACACCUUUUCUAAAUCCAUAAAUGCAAUGAAAACUUCCCUACCUUUAUCUAAAUACUGUUCACAUAUAUGCUUCAAUAUAAACACUUGAUCUACACAUCCUCUACCCACUCUAAAGCCUCCUUGCUCAUCUACGAUCCUACUCUCUGUCUUUCCUCUGAUUCUCUCAAUAAUAACCCUACCGUACACUUUUCCUGGUAUACUUAGUAAACUUAUUUUUACAAUCUCUAUUGUCCCCCUUCCCUUUAUGUAAAGGAACUAUACACGCUCUCUGCCAAUCUCUAGGUACCUUCCCCUCUUUCAUACAUUUAUUAAACAGAAAUACCAACCACUCCAACACUAUAUCCCUCCCUGCUUUUAACAUUUCUGUCAUGAUCCCAUCAGUUCCAGCUGCUUUACCCCCUUUCAUUCUAUGUAAUGCCUCAUGCACCUCCCCCACACUCACAUCCUGCUUUUCUUCACUCCUAAAAGAUGUUAUACCUCCCUGGACAGUGUAUGAAAUUACUGCCUCCCUUUCUUCAUCGACAUUUAAAAGUUCCUCAAAAUAUUCCUGCCAUCUACCCAAUACCUCCAUCUCCCCAUCUACUAACACCCCUACUCUGUUUAUAACUGACAGAUCCAUUCGUUCCCUAGGUUUUCUUCACUUGUUUAUCUCCAAAUUUUUUUCUUAUUUUCUGCAAAAUUUCUUGACAGUGCCUCUCCCAUUCUAUCAUCUGCUCUCCUUUUACACUCUCACCACUCUCUUCACCUUUCUUUUACUCUCCACAUACUCUGCUCUUCUUAUAACACUUCUGCUUUGUAAAAACCUCUCAUAAGCUUCCUUUUUUCUCUUUUAUCACACCCUUUACUUCAUUCCACCAGUCACUCCUCUUUCCUCCUGCACCCACCCUCCUAUAACACAAACUUCUGCCCCACAUUAUAAUACUGCAUUUUUAAAACUAUUCUAAUGCUCUUAAACCCCCUCCUCCCACUACUCAUUUUUGCACUAGCCCACCUUUCUGCCAAUAGUUGCUUAUAUCUCACCCCAACUUCCUCCUCCCUUAGUAUAUACACUUUUACCUCUCUCUUACUUGCUGUUGCCAUUUUCCUUUUGUCCCAUCUACCUCUUACUAUAACUGUAGCUACAGCUAAAUAAUAAUAUGAUAUAUCAGUUGCCCCUCUAUAAACAUGUACAUCCUGAAGCCUACCCAUCAACCUUUUGUCCACCAAUACAUAAUCUAACAAACUACUUUCAUUACGUGCUAUAUUGUACCUUGUAUACUUAUUUAUCCUAUUUUUCAUAAAAUAUGUAUUACUUAUUACCAAACCUCUUUCUACACAUAGCUCAAUUAAAGACUCCCCAUUUUCAUUUACCCCUGGAACCCCAAAUUUACCUUCUUCCUUCACAAUAUUUUUGCCCACUAGAUUCAAAACUCCCAACACACUUACUCAACAUUUCCCAAAAUCUCUCUCUCUCCUCUACACUUCUCUUGUCUCCAGGUGCAUAAACGCUUACUAUAACCCACUUUUCACAUCCAACCCUUAUUUUACUCCACAUAAUCCUUGAAUUUAUACAUUUAUAUUCCUUCUUUUCCUGCCAUAACUUAUCCUACAACAUUAUUGCUACUCAUUCUUUAGCUCUAACUCUAUUUGAAACCCCUUUUAAACUUUGUUUCACUUAAUGCCAGGACAUCCAGCUUCUCCUCAUUCAUAACAUCCAAUCAUCUCUUUCUUAUUCACACAACAUCCACGCACAUUCAAACAUUCCACUUUGACAGUUUUCUUCUUUUUCUUCUUAGUAGGAUUACUAGCCCAUUGUUCCCGGCAUUUUAGUUGACUUUUACAACACACAUGGCUUAUGGAGGAAAGAUUCUUAUUCUACUUCCCCAUGGAUAUAAAAGGUAAAGCAAUAAGAACAAGAACUAUUAAGACAAAAUCAAAGAAAACUCAGAUGAGUGUGUAUACAUAAACGUAUACAUGUGUGUGUAGUGUGACCUAAGUGUAAGUAGAAGUAGCAAGAUAUACCUGAAAUCUUGCAUGUUUAUGAGACAGAAAAAAGACACCAGCAACCCUACCAUCAUGUAAAACAAAUACAAGCUUCCUUUUUACACCCACUUGGUAGGAUGGUAGUAUCUCCCUGGGUGGUUGCUGUCUACCAACCUACUACUUAUCAGUGCAUUUGUGAAAGCAUAUUAGACCAACCAGUUCAUGUGUAUUGGACGUGUGGUGUGAUUUGUUUACUCUUGAACAUUGGCAAAAAUUGAACAUUUCUGCUACUUUCAGCUCAAUUUCAGGGUACUUUUAGUCCGAAAACCCAUUCAAAAUUAUCUCUAUUUCUGUAAUAUAUCUUCCAUUCUAUUAAAUGAGACCAAGAAAACGAGAAUACAACCAUAAAUACUGUACAAAAAUGCACCAUUAAGUCGCUGUUUUAAACCAAAAACACGGUCGGAGUGUUUUUUCCUCAUUAUGCACUGCGUGCUGCAGGAUUUUUUUUUAUAUUGCAUACACUGACCACUCACACCCAUUCUCUUAUAUAUGUAGGCCUACCAGCUUUCUCCUGCAAGAUUUGAAGCCACUAGAAUUUUGGCAUAAUAUUACGGGACCGACACUGGCUUGCAAGCCAUAAUAUUACGGGACUGACAGUGAUAGGGUUAACGCUUUGAGGGUCCAAGAAUUUUCUCAAAAAAAAAAAAUUCCUGUGUUUUCUAAUGAAAUUGUAGAGAAUCCUUUUAUGAAGGUAAUAAAACAAAAAGUACGAAAUUUGAUGGAAAAAUUGAUGAAAUUACACUAUUGCGAAUUUUACUUCGUCAGCGAUACAGUGGACCCUCGGUUAUUGGCCAUAAUCUGUUCCAGAAGCUUGGCCAAAACCAAAAUGGCCGAGAACCGAAAUAAUAUUUCCCAUAAAAAUUAAUGGAAAUACAGUUAAUCUGUUCCAGACAAAAAUCUUCACAAAAAAAAAAAAUUAUGACAAUUAUAUAAGUACAUGUAUUACAUACUUUUAUUGAAGACUAAUUCUGGCUUCUGGAAGAUAGGGAGGAGGAAAGAGGGAGGAGUUUGUGUUUGGAAGGAGAAUCCCCCUCCAUAUGGACUUCAGGUAACAAGUCCUUUUCCAGGGUUACUUCCCUUCUUUGUCUUUUAAUGCCACUAGGACCAGCUUGAGAGUCACUGGACCCCUGUCACACAACAAAUCUGUCUAUAGAGGUCUGUUUCUGGUGUCUCUCCAAGAUUUCCCUGAAGUGGGACAGGGUUUUGUCACUGAACAUGUUGCAGAUAUGGCUUGUUUCCUCUUGGUCAAGGUGGUAUUUCUCCACAAAAGCUUGCACCCUAGUCCACAUUGCACACAUUUCUUUAAUCUCUGAAGAAGGCACCUCCUUCACUCCCUCUUCCUCCUCUGAAGCAGGUUCCUCAGCUGCAGUCUGUUGCUGUUUGAGUUGAAGGUCUUGCAGCUCUUCAGUGGUUAGCUCUUCCCUGUGGUCCUCCACCAACCCUUCCACAUCCUCGCUACUCACCUCCAUCCCCACAAUAGAGUCCACAGGGUCAGCUUCAUACCCUUUAAAAUCCAUUUUUUGGACACAACCUGGCCACAAUUUUCUCCAAGCAGAGUUCAAAGUCCUGAAAGUCACUCCCUCCCAGGUCAACUGAGUGUCCAAGGUCAUUUCAAAAUACUUUUGAAACAUUGCUUUUGUGUAGAGUUUUUUGAAGUUAGAAAUGACUUGCUGGUCUAUGGGCUGGAGGAGAGGAGUGGUGUUAGGAAGCAAGAACUUCAAUGUGAUGAAACUGAAGUCCCUAAACACCUGGUCUUCUAAGUCUGGAGGAUGUGCAGGAGCAUUGUCUAAUACCAGGAGGCACUUGAGUGGCAAUUUCUUUUCCAAGAGGUACUUUUUCACACUUGGGCCAAACACAUCAUUAACCCACUCUUUGAAAAUUUGCCUUCUGACCCAUGCCUUAUGAUUAGCUUUCCACAUCACACACAAACUAUUCUUGACGACAUUGCUUUUCUUGAACACUCUGGGAUUCUCUGAGUGAUACACCAAUAAAGGCUUCACUUUAAAAUCCCCACUAGCAUUACCACACAACAAAAGAAUAAGCCUGUCUUUCAUAGGCUUAUGCCCUGGCAGUGCCUUUUGCUCCUGCGUGAUGUAGGUCCUGUUUGGCAUUUUCUUCCAAAACAGGCCUGUUUCGUCACAAUUGAACACAUGUUGGGGUUUGAAUCCUUCAGCCUUUAUGUACCCCUAGAAUUCCUGCACAUACUUUUCAGCCGCACAUUUGUCAGAACUUGCAGCCUCUCCAUGCCUUACAACACUGUGUAUGCCACUAUGUUUCUUACAUCUGUCAAACCAGCCUUUGCUGGCCCUAAAUUCACUACCAGCAGCACUUUGUUCCAGGGGUUUUCUGUAGAAGAUCCUUAUGUAACUGCCUUGCCUUCUCACAUAAUAGAUUCCACAACACUGUCUCCCACUAAUUCUUUUUCCUUAAUCCACAAUAAUAACAACUUUUUCAUCUCUUCCAUUAUUGGUGACCUUUGUUUCGUUAGAAAAGUUGCUCCUUUUGCAACAUUAGCGUCCUUGAUUUGUUCUUUUUUUGCCAAGAUGGAAGUUCCAGCACUCGCACACCACUCUCAUAUUUUUCAGUCACUUCACACUUAAAUUCCAUGGUGCUUUUCACUUUCUUUGCCACAGGAACUUUCUUUGGAGCCAUGGUUACUUAUUUCACAGUUGCACUUCAAAAAAACUACCAAAAACAGUGGAUAACAAGCAGAAGCUUCCUCACCCACCGAGAGAGACAGCUAAACUGAUGAGCAAGCUGCCCCAGCUGGUGGAUGGAUGCACCCCAAACGGCCGAUCACUGAAAUAACGGCUGAUCACUGGAAGCCGGAAAACCAGCCGAUCACCGAGUUGGCCGAUAACCGAGGGUCCACAGUACAGUGGAACCUCAAAAAUCGAACUUUCUUCGGUCCAGAAGUCUGUUCGAUUGCCUUUACCGAAUGAAUUUAUUCCCAUCAGGAAUAAUGUAAAUUAGAUUAGUCCAUUUCAGACCCUUAACCCUUUGACUGUUGUUAUUAUUUUUUUAUUAUCACACCGGCCGAUUCCCACCAAGGCAGGGUGGCCCGAAAAAGAAAAACUUUCACCAUCAUUCACUCCAUCACUGUCUUGCCAGAAGGGUGCUUUACACUACAGUUUUUAAACUGCAACAUUAACACCCCUCCUUCAGAGUGCAGGCACUGUACUUCCCAUCUCCAGGACUCAAGUCCGGCCUGCCAGUUUCCCUGAAUCCCUUCAUAAAUGUUACUUUGCUCACACUCCAACAGCACGUCAAGUAUUAAAAACCAUUUGUCUCCAUUCACUCCUAUCAAACACGCUCACGCAUGCCUGCUGGAAGUCCAAGCCCCUCGCACACAAAACCUCCUUUACCCCCUCCCUCCAACCCUUCCUAGGCCGACCCCUACCCCGCCUUCCUUCCACUACAGACUGAUACACUCUUGAAGUCAUUCUUGUUCGCUCCAUUCUCUCUACAUGUCCGAACCACCUCAACAACCCUUCCUCAGCCCUCUGGACAACAGUUUUGGUAAUCCCGCACCUCCUCCUAACUUCCAAACUACGAAUUCUCUGCAUUAUAUUCACACCACACAUUGCCCUCAGACAUGACAUCUCCACUGCCUCCAGCCUUCUCCUCGCUGCAACAUUCAUCACCCACGCUUCACACCCAUAUAAGAGCGUUGGUAAAACUAUACUCUCAUACAUUCCCCUCUUUGCCUCCAAGGACAAAGUUCUUUGUUUCCACAGACUCCUAAGUGCACCACUCACUCUUUUUCCCUCAUCAAUUCUAUGAUUCACCUCAUCUUUCAUAGACCCAUCCGCUGACACGUCCACUCCCAAAUAUCUGAAUACGUUCACCUCCUCCAUACUCUCUCCCUCCAAUCUGAUAUUCAAUCUUUCAUCACCUAAUCUUUUGUUAUCCUCAUAACCUUACUCUUUCCUGUAUUCACCUUUAAUUUUCUUCUU